Messenger RNA from Cladophialophora immunda, 1146 nucleotides. RefSeq lists its product as uncharacterized. The record is from RefSeq and is a predicted model, not a curated record. The transcript has 3 exons. Lineage: Eukaryota; Fungi; Ascomycota; Eurotiomycetes; Chaetothyriales; Herpotrichiellaceae. The annotation marks the transcript as partial.
CCUCGACCUCUACGAAAUAGAGGAACAUAACCUUUUAACGAUCCUGAAAGCGGACCUCGACUCGCGAUAGAUCGGCGAAGCGUCUGGCUUGCUUCCCUGCUACUUCUAACGUCUUGGGUCCUCAGGAAGGGCUCAGUUCGUCUCGGCGACUGGUGCAAGAUGAAGUUGCAAAGUUCGACGUCCAUUUUCCUUGGGUCAACGGAGUGCCAGUACGCAUGCUGGUCGUUCCCAACUUUAUCUACACAUCAAAAAAUGCCUCUCUCACACCGCAUGCGACCCUAAACACACGCGGCCCUCGCGUCACGACGUUUCCUACCCACCGCCAUUGAUUUCAUCGACGCUGCGCCCUACUCUGACAGAAUCCGUCCUUCCUCUAUCCGGCUAUCUGCCCCAGAAGCACGAUUUCAAAACACCAUGGCGGACACUAUGGCAGCAGACACACCUGCCCAAGCAGAAGAGCUUGUAGCAGCAAAGCCGGGGUUGAUUCAGGCAGUUUGUGGAAUAAGUGUCGCGCAGUUGAAGAUGAUACUAGGCAUUUGCGGAUUGAGGCAGACUGGAACCAAAGCUCUUCUGCAAAUCAGAAUGAUAAAUCAUAUCAUAACGCUGCCUAGCCGGGAAAAGCUGGAUGAAAUCUGGGCGACGCUCGUCAACCGCUCAGUUCUCUCACUUAGCGCUCACAAAUCCGACAACAUACCCUCCAAACAGACUUUUGGCCCAAUUAUGGGAUACCCUGUCGAGAGCAAUGGAAGCGGUGCUGGCCAAAUUACUUUCAAAGGCUCGCCUCUCUACACCAUUGAGCAGCAGCUCACUCAAGUCCACGAGUGCCAAGCUCGAGAAUCAACCAAAGACACUGCAAGGCUCAUGGUUUUAUUGUCCCAAGAUACCAUCGAUAAGCUGAUCAAGGAUCCAUCACACCGUGUCAUGGUAUUUUGCGCCUCAGAGAAUACCGGGGCUUGCAUGAGAGAACCUUCUGAUGUUGCGUUUCCUGACCACGUGGAGCUGAAAUGUAACGGUAUGAAGGUCGAGGCGAAUCUGAGAGGACUGAAGAGCCGACCUGGCUCGACCAGGCCAGCGGAUAUCACGAACUCCAUAACGCUCACCCCCUGUCCGCAAACCGUCGAGAUGACCUAUGCUGGAACCACAAAG